Molecule: messenger RNA, 1365 nt
Organism: Cryptococcus wingfieldii CBS 7118
Lineage: Eukaryota; Fungi; Basidiomycota; Tremellomycetes; Tremellales; Cryptococcaceae
Exons: 5
Coding region: 1-1365 (454 amino acids)
Source: RefSeq, a predicted model, not a curated record
AUGGUGGCACUCAAUCCACUCUUUGACGGAGCGGAGGCCGAUAGAGUAAUAGGACUGUCGCAGAGUAUGAAAAGAGCGUCCCGCUUUCGCAAUGAAGAGAUCAUAGCUUCCACCAAACUAACUGUAGAAUCUUUCGGUCAGACAACUAUCCCUUCACAUGUCUUUUUGACCAUUCCCGUAACGCAAGAACAGCUCCCUGUCUCCUGGGUAGACCAAAAUAAUCCAUCGUCUUUCGUUGAGACUACUGUGGAGCUUGCUGAUUGGAGACAAGAUCACCAGGGGAACAGCAACCUCUGUCGAGUCGAGAGAUUAAGCCACCUCUUCCCUGUACUUGUCCCAUUGGGUGAAGUGGGGGCAAGCGAUGCUCAAGAAAUUCAAGAGUUGUGGGAUAGACUUCAGGUAUUGGAACCCGCUCAGGCUCCCAGUUUUUAUCCAACAGCCGGUCAUUGGGUUCCAGACCAUGACAUCGGCCACAUCUGGACGAUGGGAAUGCCUGCUGCUGCUGCUGCCGAUAGGGACUUGACAUGGGCGCGAGGGCCUUUGCCUAGUGCAGACGAGCUUACUGUUGCCUUCGGAAGUCUCUCAACUCAUGAAGAACAUGACAGUUUAGAGCCUGCCAUCGCCGGCAAUAGUAGACCUCCUUCAACUCAAUACAUGCCUCCCGAUGAAGAAGAGCAGCCGUCUGCUGACGCGACAUUCGCGCAUGGCCCUACCGGUGCUGCUGAAUCUGCUGCAUCAGGGCUUAUUCGAGGUAGAGUACGAGCCUCUGUAGCAAGGAGAGAGGCAUUAGCUGAGCAAGAGGGCACUUUUGGCUCAUACGCGCCGGAUGAAGUGCAGUCUUGGACGUUUGCCAGUCCGGGGACAACUGAGAGAGAUGAUCGCUCGAGCAGGCGUCGCAAGUUGAGGUUGUGGCUGAGAAAGAAAGUCACUGGCAGCGAUGAGUUUUCAGAAUGGGCCAAGAAGACGCGGUCAAGUUUUCAGACUACCUGGGAUACCGCCAAAACCAAGACCAAGGCAGGCUUGGACUACACCACAUCUGCUGGAACCAAAUCAAAAACAGCAAUGAGCAACGCCUGGAACUCUACAAAGUCAACGGCCAACUCGGCCUGGUCUAAAGUCUCUUCUGUGACGAGUGCAGCGUGGAAAAAGGUCAUGAGUGCUUACCACUGGGUUGUAGACGGGAGGGAGAAAACGACACCGGCAGCAAAGACGACCGACACCAACGCUGCAUCCGCAGACAACAAAGAAUCAAAGGCUUCGGAGGAAUCAAAGGCCGAUGUCAAGUCCGCCGAGGCUUCCACCGAAAGCGAUGGGGGUCCGAAAAAGCCCGACAAUGAAAGCAAGAAGGAUGGCGAUGACAGCUGA